CUGCUGCCCUCCGGUUGUAGCUGAGAAGCAUCUAGAAUGACGUUGGGGAUUUAUUGCCCCAUCGAAUUCUGGUCCAAAGAAGCCAACCAGAGCAUACAAGUGGACUUCCUCCUUCCUACUGGGAUCUACCUGACCCUGCCCGUGUCCUGCAAUGUCACCUGGGGCACGAUCAAGCUGGUGGCCUGGCACCAUGCCCAAUAUGAGCCCCUCUUCCAAAUGCUCAGUGACCCGGAUUCCUACGUCUUCACAUGCAUCGACCAGAUGGUAGAGCAGCAGGAGCUGGAGGAUGAGCAGCGGCACCUCUGCGACAUCCAGCCCUUCCUGCCGGUCCUGCGGCUUGUGGCUCGCAAAGGCGAUCGGGCAAAGAAGCUGGUCAACUCCCAGAUCAGCCUCCUCAUCGGCAAAGGUUUGCAUGAGUUCGACUCAUUGAAAGACCCAGGAGUCAACGACUUCCGUGCCCAGAUGCUCCAGUUCUGCGAGGAGAGAGUAGCCAGGCGGCAGCAGCUGAACUGGAGGGCUUGGAUGGAGUACAGCUUCCCCCUGCAACUUGAACCCGUGGCCAAUGGCCUGCGGAGAAGCCCCUUCCUGUGCCCAGCAAGAACAUUUUUGUCAAUGUCAAAUUCGAGUCUGGAGGGGAAAGUUUCACCUUCCAGAUCUCACCGAAGGAUUUUCCCACGACACUCAUGA
This is a messenger RNA of Varanus komodoensis (Komodo dragon), 687 nucleotides long. RefSeq names its product phosphatidylinositol 4,5-bisphosphate 3-kinase catalytic subunit delta isoform-like. NCBI's taxonomy places the organism in Eukaryota, Metazoa, Chordata, Lepidosauria, Squamata, Varanidae. The record is from RefSeq and is a predicted model, not a curated record. The coding region runs from base 37 to 687 and encodes 216 amino acids. The transcript has a single exon.